Molecule: messenger RNA, 1942 nt
Organism: Stegodyphus dumicola
Lineage: Eukaryota; Metazoa; Arthropoda; Arachnida; Araneae; Eresidae
Product: pantetheinase-like
Source: RefSeq, a predicted model, not a curated record
UAGUUAAACAAUUAAGCAUUAUCAUUUGUCCCCCCUGAACCAAGAUUAGAUAAAACAAAGGUGAAAAAGAGGAGAAAUCAAACAUUUUUAGGCAACAUUAUGGGGUACAGAAGUGGGCUGCUGAUUUGUGUGAUAUUUGUUUUACCAGCAGUUAUUGCUGGUGAUUGCGGUGAUUGCUUCACGGCAGCUGUAUUUGAGCAUCGCCCCAGAGCUCAAAGCAAUAGUACACUAUCACCCAGAGAAAUAGUAUCUUCAAACCUUCGCUUUUAUGAGAAAGCAGCAUCAUUAGCGGCCAAGAAUGGAGCCGACAUAAUUGUUUUCAAUGAAUUUGGUUUAUUUCCUUAUGAACCCAGCAGAGAAUUUCUACGGAAAUACAUGGAACACGUUCCUGACCCGAAGAAAGUCGAGUUUAAUCCAUGUGUCGAAAACGAUAAAAAUCGUUACAUACUUCACACACUCAGCUGCAUGGCUCGGCGAAACAAAAUCUUCGUCGUCGCCAAUGCGGGCGACAUUCAUCCUUGCAACUCCGUAUGUGACAUAAGUGAAACUAAAAGCUGUGCCGAUAAGUGCCCAGAGGAUGGUGUCCUUAUGUACAAUACGGAUGUUGUUUUUAAUCCAGAGGGCAAACUUGUUGCUCGCUAUCACAAAAUGCAUCCUUAUUUUGAAGUUUUAAAUGUACCGGAUGAACCAGAAUAUAUUACAUUUGACACGAACUUCGGUAAAUUUGGACUUAUCGUUUGUUUUGAUUCUGUUUUUGAAGAAGCUUUUAUUUUAGCAAAAGAACACGGAAUUGACACACUUUUAUUCCCUACUUAUUGGUUUGACGAUAUUUUGCCUCUCAAUGCUAUAGAGUUUCAACAGUCAUGGGCUCUCGCUAAUGGUGUCAACUUUAUUGCAGCUAAUGCUCAAACGCCAGGAUUAGGAACAUUAGGCAGCGGAAUUUUCUCGAAGGAAACCGGCGCUGUAGUUUACACUUAUGAACCGGAUGGGGAAUCUAAGUUACUCAUAGGCAAUAUUAAAAUAAAAAAAUCUUCUAAAAAACCCGUAAAGAGCUCGAUUACAGUCAUAACAGAAGACGGCAGUUAUUUAACAACAGAAACCGGAAAACAUUUUCCAGAACAUUGUUACGAAAGCAAAGUAGGUCCGGCAAAAGAUCUUUAUCGCGAUUACAGGUGUUUCAAAUCUCAAACAGAAAAUUACACUCUCAUCAAAUUAGAAACCUCCGCUGGUAAAGUUGAAGCUUGUAACAAUGAAUUUUGUUGCUCCGUUAAAUAUUCCGCAAAUGAUAUGCAGGAAGACUUUUAUUUAGCCGUUUUCAAUGGAACCAACAACGUUAAAAAUUAUUAUCACUGGUGUGAAGAAACUUGUAUGUUAAUUAGAUGCGAUCCAUUUGAUGGCAAAGCAUGCGCAAUUCAACCUUCUGUUUCCAAAACCGUUUUUAAAAGUGUCAAAAUGACGGCACGAUUUACUUCACCUGCAGUUUACCCUACAGUGUCUAGAAAUAAAUUUAGGUUAGCAUGUAAAAAGGAAUGGGAUUACUAUACGGAAAAAUCAGGAGUUACAUUAAAAUUCGAAUCAAAAUCUGAUGAGCCUUUGCUAAAAGUAGGGUUAAUGGGCAGAUGUUAUCAACGGGAUCCUCCUUUCGUACCAUUUUACAAGUACUGAUAAGCUUGCCUCGGUUGAAGCUUUAUUAAAUUGUGAACAAUGCUGAAUUUCUGAUUGAAAUGUGAUUUGUUGAUAACUUGCUUAUGAUGAAGCAGUUACAAAUGAAAAUUUUCGGCAGUCAUCAUGCAGCUAACAGUUAUUGCACAAUACUUUUUUAAAAUUGUAUUACUUAGCGGAAACAUGUAUUUGUUACAUAUCUGAAUAUAUUUUUCUAGGUAAGAGCGAAAGCAAUUAAGUUGUAAUUAUUCGACAAUUAUUAAAAUAUUAUUUAAAACCA